AUGAUUCCAUCCAACGGUGGACCUGGACCAGUCACCUCCAACGAAGCCGACGUCAUUGAGAUAAAUAUGCGAGAGGACGGGUUCCGGUACUGGGGUAUCGUGAUCUACCGAGCCACUUACAAAAGCGAGAUGGACUGGGAAAAGUUCCUCCGCCGGUUCCUGGGCCAGGUCCGCCAGGCACUAGAAUACUAG
This is a messenger RNA of Penicillium bovifimosum, 192 nucleotides long. RefSeq lists its product as uncharacterized. NCBI's taxonomy places the organism in Eukaryota, Fungi, Ascomycota, Eurotiomycetes, Eurotiales, Aspergillaceae. The record is from RefSeq and is a predicted model, not a curated record. Bases 1 to 192 code for a protein of 63 amino acids. The transcript has 2 exons.